CUGAUGACGAAACUUACAUUGCCCCAUAUUUGUAUACUACCGGCAACCACGCUCGCAUCAUGACACAUGACGGAUUGUUAUCAGUUAGCAUGCUUUCAAUCCAUUCUUAUGAAAACAAUCACGUUUUCCUAGAUUACGUUGGCAGAAAGUUAACAAUAGCCGACAAAAUGAUCUUCCUCGAAAAAACAAACCAAAUUGACAGUAAAUGCUUUGCCAUCGUUCAUGACGGAAAAGAAAGCCGCUUCUGCACUGCACAGCUAAGCAAUGAUAACACGCUCAGCAACCUAACGCCUACCCUAGCCGGCGGCAACUCUAAUGACAUGACAAUAUCAGGCAAGCUCCAAACUAAACUCAAACUAAUCGAAGCCGCAGAGCGUGAAGGGAUUAUUGACCCAGACAGAGCUGAGCAUUUCCGCUCGAAACUGCCUUACAAACCCGAAUUUACUAAUCAGGAGAUCUUCGAACUAAAAAAACGUCACACGCCCAUUACCAAGGUUAUGCUCCAUGAACAUGCUCCGCUGAUAAACAACCCGUCAGCCGCAGCCACUCCCACCUCUGCUAAGCCAAUUAGCGUGGAAAGCCUCAAGGUUCCAAUUCAUCUCCCACCAGUCAAUGCGGAAUACUUAAACCAUUAUUACUUAGAUAGACUUAAAUUGGCGGAAGAGAGGGAAAAAUUCAUUCCUAAUAUUGGAUAUACUGAGCAGUUCGAUGACACCAAACCUUUCACUGCUGUGUUCCCACAUCACUCCAAUAAAGAUGAAGCCACCUUUUGGUGGUCUAUUAGAGAACGAUUGAAUUUUAUGAGCCCCACCCGUAACAAUUUACAUUUAAAAAAAACAAUCACCAAAAUCCUUGGAUCCCAAUUGUUUGAGUCUUUCUUAAGGGCUAUACCCCUCAGGAAAAAAAUUGAAUUUGACGAAGCUCUAUACAUUCAAAAAAUCGAGGAAAACGCCAACAAGCGCUUGCACAAAUCACUUGCCACAUUGCUGAACAUCACUGACCGAGCUGACACCCAUUGGCCGGACAACUUUGCCGACAUUUUUAUCAAAAGUCAGGUCCUAAAAAAACUGGAAAAAAUGUGGAGUAAUGCAAAGGCUGGACAAACUCUAGCCUCACUUCAUGAGUUUGCAAUCUACAUGAUUGGUCCGGUCGUUCGCAUGGUUAGCCACUACCUCCACACUGAACUUAAGGAAAUGGAGGGAAGACUUGAUGACAGCAAUCCUUUACCGGGUGAUCGUUACCUAUUCAUUUUGGGCACUAAUGAUCCUAAUAAAAUGGAAAAAUUCGUUCAGUCCCACUGGAAAGAUACGGAAUGCCUGGCUAACGACUACACCAAAUACGACCAAAGCCAGAACCAUGAGUUUUUGCAUUUUGAAGAUCUUUUGCACCACCAUCUUGGUGCAGAAACUUAUGAUUACAACACCAUUGGAAAUAUUGCUUACACCUUUCUUAAUUUCAUCAUUCCGACCAGCAUGCCUUCCAUGUUCUCUGGUGACGACA
Molecule: messenger RNA, 1500 nt
Organism: Racocetra fulgida
Lineage: Eukaryota; Fungi; Glomeromycota; Glomeromycetes; Diversisporales; Gigasporaceae
Source: the annotation of a GenBank genome assembly